AUGUGGCCUUUCGCGACAUAUUGGGGAUUGUUGAUCAACUUUAUUAAAAAGAACAUAUCAAUGGCUCCAACGUAUACGUGGCGAGCAUUUGAGAGUCAUGAAUGGGAAUAUGAUCCAACGAAACUCACUUACGAAACGACUAAAGAGACGUUGACUGCAAUCAUGGCGGCCUAUGCACAACCUAACGAGAGGCCUCUUUCGAUCAACUUUUGGAGCGAAAAGAAAAAGAGUCUCCGGUUUUUGGUUCCAGAACAACAGCUUAUGGAAUCUCCUCGAGUGUCGGCUUCUUUGGAAGAACUCUUUGGUGGUACGAUCAUUCGAUCAGAGGACUUCAAUUACGACGCUGAGGGAACGAUGCACACAUUUCGCAAGGUGCUGAUCAAGUUGAACAGAUCAAGUCAACUCGCUGUAAUCGAGCACGUGAACGACACGAACGACAUCGGAAGAUGGGGAACUAAAAUCAACGAUGACGACAUUAACAAAUUUGUUCACGAAAUCGAAAUCGACUUAUUGCCUGAAAUCCGUCGUUGCCUCCGUCGAAGAAAGGAUAUCGAAGCUAUACAAUUCAAUAUUUGGAAUGAUAUCGUCGGUGACACGGCCAAAAGCAUCGCUCGCAAUGAAGCACGACGCCAAGCUGGAUACACUAUAAGCUGG
Molecule: messenger RNA, 654 nt
Organism: Mesorhabditis belari
Lineage: Eukaryota; Metazoa; Nematoda; Chromadorea; Rhabditida; Rhabditidae
Source: the annotation of a GenBank genome assembly